UGAGCUUAGAGCUCAGGUAGAGCUUUGAUCUGCCUCGUGGGUUCCCAAGGUAUAUAAUAGGAUGGUUCCUCCUAUUUGCAGUGUUGUGUCAUACCAAUAUAGAGCUACCUCAAGAUACCCCGAGUCUUCUUGUCUACUAUUACAGGAGAAACAGUCUAUCAAUUUCACCAGCAAUUUAACUCGUCAACGUGUACUCCAAACAUCCAUCUAUCUACUACCCAAACUUCUGAUAACAGGCUCGUUGGGAAGCAGUCGCCUCAAAAGAUCUUACCCUCUUCUCCCUCUUCCAACCCUUCCUCCAUCUUUACCUUACUCUCACUCACUUCCACCCAUACAACACCGCCAAAAUGUCGUACAGAGUCGCCGCCCCCGAUGAAUACCUCGCCAUCACGGGUAUGUCCGUGAAGACGGUCAAAAUCACAAAGGCCGCCUGGGUAUGGCCCUUCCAACGCUGCAUGCGCUUCCGCAUCACGCCCCACGAUUAUGCCAUGAGCCUCCAGGCUAUGACCAAGGAGAAGCUGCAAUUCCUCCUGCCCGUCGUCUUCACCGUAGGCCCCGACGUCAACCAGCGCGGCGCCAACGCCGCUCAUCAAUCGAGCCACCACUCCGAGACCUCCGACCACCAGCAGCACGAUGAGGACGACAGCUACAUUUCCUCCAACCGCCGUGAGGACCGCGGCGACGCCCUCAUGAAGUACGCCAUGCUCCUCGCCGAGUCCGCCGACAAGAAGACCAGCUCUCUCGUCCACCUCGAGAACAUCGUCAAGGGCAUCAUCGAGGGUGAAGUCCGUGUCCUGGUCUCCAGCAUGACCAUGGAAGAGAUCUUCACCGAGCGCGAGGUCUUCAAGCGUCGCAUCUUCCGCAACAUCCAGUCCGAGCUCAGCCAGUUCGGCCUCAAGAUCUACAACGCAAACGUAAAGGAGCUCAAGGACGCACCCAACUCAAACUACUUUGAGUCCCUCUCCCGCAAGGCCCACGAGGGCGCCAGCAACCAGGCCAGGAUCGACGUCGCCGAGGCCCAGCUGCGCGGUAACGUCGGCGAGUCGAAGCGCAAGGGUGAGCAGGAGCGCGAGAUCGCAAAGAUCAACGCCGAGACCGCCGUCCAGAAGACGGACCGCGACAUCGAGCGCGCCACCGCCGAGGCCAACCUCGACACCCGCCAGGCCUCCCUCAGCAAGGACGUCGAGAUUGCCCGCGUCGAGGCCCGCCGCGCCCUCGAGUCCAAGGACGAGGACCUCAAGCGCGAGGUCGAGGUCAAGCGCGCCGCCGCCGAAAUUGAGCGCCUGCGUGCCACCGAGGUCGUCAAAGCCACCAUUGAGCGCGAGGCCCGCCAGCAAAAGGCCGACGCCGAGGCCUACGCCAUCGAGGCCGACGCCAAGGCCAACUUUGAGAAGAGCCAGCGCGAGACUGAGGCAAAGGCCUUCAAGACGCAAAAGGACGCCGACGCGCACACCUCGGCCGAGUUCAACCGCACCACAAAGACGGCCGACGCCAACGCCUACAAGGCCCGCCAGGACGCCGAGGCGCACCAGUACUCUGCCCAGCUCAACGCCGAGGCCGACCUGGCCAUCAUGCUCAAGAAGGCCGAGGGUAUGGCCGCCAUGGCGGACGCCUACGGCAAGAUGUCGACUGCCUUUGGCGGUCCCGCGGGUCUGCUGCAAUACCUCAUGAUCGAGAAGGGCACCUACGUCCAGCUCGCAAAGGCCAACGCCGAGGCCAUCCGCGGGCUGCAGCCCAAGAUUAGCGUCUGGAACACUGGCAGCCAAGGUUCUGGCGAGGGUGGUGGCAACUCUGGCAUCGAUACCAUGCGCAAUGUCUACCAGAUGCUGCCUCCCCUGAUGACGACCAUCAACGAGCAGACUGGCAUUACGCUGCCUGAGUGGCAAUUUGGAAAGAUGAAUGCCGGUAUGCAGGCUAUGCAGAGCGAGAACGGCGGCAAGGUCAACGGUUCCAAGUAAGGGAUGAUUGAUAAUAUCACAGACACACUCAUUUAAACGAUUGGGGUAGAUUGGCGUUGGUGGCUUAUGCCUGAUUCACGAGUUUGAUGAUACCAUAGCAGGG
Molecule: messenger RNA, 2061 nt
Organism: Colletotrichum scovillei
Lineage: Eukaryota; Fungi; Ascomycota; Sordariomycetes; Glomerellales; Glomerellaceae
Product: SPFH domain/Band 7 family protein
Exons: 1
Coding region: 348-1958 (536 amino acids)
Biological process (GO): protein localization to plasma membrane
Cellular component (GO): plasma membrane
Source: RefSeq, a predicted model, not a curated record